Oreochromis niloticus (Nile tilapia) is the source of this 8742-nucleotide messenger RNA. RefSeq names its product myosin XVIIIA b (gene myo18ab). The record is from RefSeq and is a predicted model, not a curated record. Gene Ontology annotation, molecular function: cytoskeletal motor activity; ATP binding; actin filament binding. NCBI's taxonomy places the organism in Eukaryota, Metazoa, Chordata, Actinopteri, Cichliformes, Cichlidae. Gene Ontology annotation, cellular component: myosin filament; myosin II complex; cytoplasm. The transcript has 42 exons. Gene Ontology annotation, biological process: actomyosin structure organization. Bases 208 to 5202 code for a protein of 1664 amino acids.
GGAUCAGUAGAAGAGGAUCUUAUUGCUCUCCAAGCAUCUCAUGCUGCAGCUAAGCAAUCCCAGGUGAAGACUGAGGAACAGAUUGCAGCAGAGCAGGCCUGGUAUGAAUCAGAUAAAGUAUGGCUUGUCCACAAGGAUGGCUUUUCCCUGGCCACCGUGGUAAGGACAGAAGCUGGCUCUCUGCCAGAGGGCAAGGUAAGAAUCAAAAUGGAGCAUGACGGGACUGUACUGGAUGUGGAUGAAGACGACAUUGAAAAGGCCAACCCUCCAUCAUAUGACAGAUCAGAAGACCUGGCUUCACUACUCUAUUUGAAUGAAUCCAGUGUAAUGCAUUGUCUGAGGCAACGCUAUGGAGGGAACCUCAUCCAUACCUAUGCUGGACCCAACAUGGUGGUCAUCAACCCUCUCAGCAUGCCCUCCAUGUACUCAGAGAAGGUGAUGAACAUGUUCAAAGGCUGCCGACGUGAGGAUUCAGCUCCUCAUAUUUACUCUGUGGCCCAAUCGGCCUACCGCAACCUGCUCACCACCCGGCAGGAUCAGUCCAUUGUGCUGCUGGGCAGGUCUGGUAGUGGCAAAACCACCAACUGUCAGCAUCUUGUCCAGUACCUGGUCUGCAUUGCUGGCAGCACAGGAAAAAUCUUCUCUGCUGAGAAGUGGCAGGCAGUCUACACCAUACUGGAGGCCUUUGGGAGCAGCUCUACCACCAUAAACACAAAUGCCAGCCACUUCUCUCAUGUUGUUUCCUUGGACUUUGACCAAGCUGGGCAGGUGGCCUCUGCCUCCAUCCAGACAAUGUUGUUGGAGAAACUGAGAGUGAGCAGACGACCUGAGGGGGAAUCCACCUUCAACGUUUUUUACUACAUGAUGGUUGGAGCCGACAGCAGUCUCAGGACGGAGCUGCACUUUAACCACCUGGCUGAGAACAGUGCUUUUGGUAUCCUGCCACAGUCUAAGCCUGAAGACAAGCAGCGAUCCUUGCAGCAGUUCACCAAGCUGCAGGCAGCCAUGAAGGUGCUGGGCAUCUCCAGUGAAGAGCAGAAAGCCCUCUGGCUUAUCCUCGGUGCCAUUUACCACUUGGGGGCAGCGGGGGCGACUAAAGAUGGAGAUGAAGUGGGACGUCGGCAGUUUGCUCGUCAUGAAUGGGCUCAGAAAGCGGCCUACCUGUUGGGCUGCACCUUGGAGGAGCUAUCUUCAUCUAUUUUUAAGCAUCAGGCCAAAGGACUGCAGCAUUCUACCUCAUUCAGAGGACCACCAGAUGAGGCCAGCCAAGGUGAUGGCUUAGGCCCUAAAGUCACAGCUCUGGAGUGUUUGGAGGCCAUGGCAUCAGGACUUUACUCGGAGCUUUUCACACUUGUCAUCUCCCUUAUUAACAGGGCACUGAAGUCUAGUCAGCACUCUCUGUGUUCUCUGCUGAUCGUUGACACUCCGGGUUUCCAGAACCCUCGGCUGGCUCAUCAGCAGAGGGGGGCCACUUUUGAAGAACUCUGCCACAACUACACCCAGGAGAGGCUACAGACUCUGUUUCAUGAACGGACCUUUGUCAAGGAAUUGGAGAGAUACAAGGAGGAAAACAUAGAACUUGCUUUAGAUGACAUAGAGUCCAACACUUCACUGUCUGUAGCAGUUAUUGAUCAAGCCUCAACCCAAGCAACCCUGGUUCGUACUCUGGCCAGGACAGAUGAAGCUCGAGGCCUGCUGUGGCUCAUGGAGGAGGAGGCUGUUCAGCCAGGAGGUUCAGAGGAAACCAUGCUGGAGAGACUCUUCAGCUACUAUGGCUCUGCACAGGGAGAAAACAAAGGAGCUAAUCUACUUCUGCGAGGAGAGAAGCCCCACCUCUUCCUGCUGGGCCACAGCCAUGGGACCAACUGGGUGGAGUAUAACACCCAAGGCUGGUUGAACCAUGCCAAGCACAACCCUGCUGCCCAGAAUGCUGCAACCCUGCUGCAGGACUCCCAGAAGAAGAACAUCAGCGCGCUGUUCAUGGGCCGGGCCAGUGGAGCCACCGUGUUGUCAGGCUCCAUCGCCGGUCUGGAGGGCAGCUCCCAGCUUGCCCUGCGGCGAGCCACUAGUAUGAGGAAAACCUUCACUACAGGUGUGGCUGCUGUCAAGAAGAAGAGUCUGUGUAUCCAAGUGAAACUCCAAGUGGAUGCUCUCAUUGACAUGGUGCGUCGUUCUAAAGUUCACUUCGUCCAUUGCCUACUGCCCAAAGUAGAGGCAGUAGGAGGAGGUGAUUACCGUAUGGCUCAUGGAGAGAGCCCUGACUCAGGUCUUAUGACUCUGGAUGUGAGCCUCCUGAGAGCUCAGCUCCGAGGAUCCAAACUGCUAGAUGCUCUGCGCAUCUACAGGCAAGGUUAUCCUGACCACAUGGUUUUCUCUGAGUUCCGUAGGCGCUUUGAUGUUCUGGCACCUCAUCUAACCAAGAAGUAUGGCCGCCACUACAUUGUCACAGAUGAGAAGAGGGCAGUGGAGGAGUUACUGGAGUCUUUGGAGCUGGAGAAGAGUAACUACCACAUGGGGCUAAGCAGGGUGUUCUUCAGAGCAGGGAUUCUGUCCAGACUGGAGGAGCAGCGAGAUUUCCAGACGAGGAGGAACAUUUCUCUGUUCCAGGCUGCUUGCAGGGGAUACCUAGCCAGACAGGCAUUCAAGAAGAGGAAGAUUCAGGAUCUGGCAAUCCGCUGCAUCCAGAAGAACAUAAAGAAGAAUCGUGGUGUCAAAGACUGGCCGUGGUGGAAGCUGUUCACCACUGUCAGACCUCUGAUAGAGGUGCAGCUCACUGAGGAACAGAUCCGUGGCAAGGAUGAAGAGAUCCAGCAACUCAAGCAGAAGCUAGAGAAGGUAGAGAAAGAGAGGAAUGAGCUGAGACUCAACAGUGACCGUCUCGAGAGCCGGAUCACAGAGCUGUCAGCAGAGCUGGCUGAUGAGCGCAACACUGGGGAAUCUGCCUCCCAGUUGCUGGAGACAGAAACUUCUGAGAGACUGCGUCUGGAGAAGGACAUGAAGGACCUGCAGGUCAAAUUUGACAGCAUGAAGAAAGAGAUGGAGUCUAUGGAGAUGGAGGUGAUGGAGGCUCGACUCAUCCGUGCUUCUGAACUCAGUGGAGAGGUGGAAGAUGAUGAGACAGGAGGAGAGUGGAGGCUGAAGUAUGAGCGAGCAAUCAGGGAGAUCGAAUUCACUAAGAAGAGACUGCAGCAGGAGCUUGAUGACAAACUGGAGGUGGAGCAGCAGAACAAGCGGCAGCUGGAGAGGAGGAUCAGUGACCUGGAGGCUGAUUAUGAGGAGUCUCAGCGAAAUAUCCAGCAGCUGAAGAAGAAAGCCCAGCGACUGACAGCUGAGCUGCAGGACACUAAACUUCACCUGGAGGGUCAGCAGAGCCGCAACCAUGAUUUGGAGAAGAAGCAGAGGAAGUUUGACAGUGAGCUGAGUGCAGCCCAGGAUGAGGUGCAGAGGGAGAGAAGCCUGAGGGAGAAACUGGCUCGAGAGAAAGACGUGCUGACCGGAGAGGUCUUUGGCCUCCGGCAGCAGCUGGAGGACAAGGACCUGGAAGCUUGCGCAGUCAACCUGAAGCUGGAGCAGCUGGAGGCCGAGGUGCAGGAUCUCAACUCCCAAGAAUCAAAGGAUGAGGCAUCACUGGCCAAGGUGAAAAAGCAGCUUCGUGAUCUAGAGGCAAAGGUGAAAGACCAAGAAGAAGAGCUUGAUGAGCAGGCUGGUACCAUCCAGAUGUUGGAGCAGGGUAAGCUACGUCUUGAGAUGGAGAUGGAGCGCUUGCGUCAAACCCAUUCCAAGGAGAUUGAGAGCAAAGAUGAGGAAGUGGAGGAGAUCAGACAAUCAUGUAGCAAAAAGCUAAAACAAAUGGAAGUCCAGCUUGAAGAGGAGUAUGAUGAGAAGCAGAAGGUGCUGAAAGAGAAGAGAGAGCUGGAGUCGAACUUUCUGUCUGUACAGGACCAGGUGAGAGGUGGUGACAUAGAGGUUGAAAAGCGCUUGAGGAAGGACUUGAAGAGAACCAAGGCUUUGCUAGCAGAUGCCCAGAUCAUGUUGGACCACAUAAAGAAUAACGCACCCAGCAAGAGGGAGAUCGCCCAACUCAAGAAUCAGCUAGAGGAGUCGGAGUUCACCUGUGCAGCUGCAGUUAAAGCUAGAAAGUCCAUGGAGGUGGAGAUUGAAGACCUGCAUGUUCAGAUGGAGGACAUCUCCAAAACGAAACAGGCGCUGGAGGAGCAGCUGAGUCGUCUGCAGAGGGAGAAGAAUGACCUGCAGUCAAGAAUGGAGGAGGACCAAGAGGACUUCAAUGAGCUGAUGAAAAAACACAAGGCUGCUGUGGCCCAGUCAGCUCAGAACCUGGCUCAGAUCAGUGACCUUCAAGCCCAGCUUGAGGACGCCCUAAAGGAGAAGCAGGAGAUUCAAGAGAAGAUGCAAGCCCUCCAGAGCCAGAUGGAGUUCCAGGAGCAGUCCAUGGUGGAAAAAUUCCUUGUCAGCCGGCAGGAAGCCAAGUGUCGUGAGCUAGAGACCAAGCUGGAGUUCGAGAAGACCCAAGUCAAACGUCUAGAGAGCCAUUUAGCUCGGCUUAAGGAGAACUUGGAGAAGCUGACGGAGGAACGAGAUCAGCGCAGCAGCAGUGAGAUUCGAGAGAAGGAACAGAACAAACGUCUCCAGAGACAGAUCCGUGACAUCAAAGAAGAAAUGGCUGAGCUGGCCAAAAAAGAAGCAGAGGCCAGCCGCAAGAAGCAUGAGCUGGAAAUGGACAUUGAGAGCUUGGAGGCUGCAAAUCAGAGCCUGCAGGCAGACCUUAAGUUGGCUUUCAAAAGGAUUGGUGACCUCCAGGCAGCCAUUGAGGAUGAGAUGGAGAGUGAUGACAACGAAGACCUUAUUAACAGUUUGCAAGACAUGGUGACAAAGUAUCAGAAACGAAAGAACAAAAUUCAAGGGGAUUCAAACACAGAUUCUGAGGUGGAGGAUCAUGUGGAAGGGGUGAAGUCAUGGCUGUCCAAGAACAAAGGUUCCACCAAAAAUCUCUCUGAUGACGGCAGUCUCAAAAGCUUCAGCCCGCCUAGCCAAAGACGCUACCUUUUCGAUAGAUCUGAUGAAGAGGAAGAGGAAGAAGAAAAAGAAGAAGGCGGGGCGUCCUUACACUAUCCUAGAUACAGAUAUAACACCAAUGUGAAAGGUCGAGAUGGCGAGGACAAGCCUUACGAGACUGCAUCAUAGCCUUAUGAGACUGUGACAGCUGUGACAUUUUGUCUUGCAUGCAGAGAUCAGCACAUUUGUGUUCAUACGGACACAACCACACACCCAAACACUCCUACCCCUGCAGGAGAACACAAACACUUAAAAUCAAUGCUUCCUGUGGCAGACACUCACAGGACAUAAUCGAACAGAUACUAUGGUCUGUUUUUGACCGUGCACUUAUCAGUCUGACCUCACUGCACAAACAGCAGCUCCAUUAUUUACGGCUCGACUGUGCUCAUUGCAUGCAAGCAGCCGUUGCUUGGCUUGAACAGCCAUCUGGUAUAAAACUCAUCAUGGCUGCAACUGAGCCAAAGAACUUGAGCUUGCAAUAAUAAUGGAUCCUUUUUCUCUUUGUCUCUCUUCUGGAUUUACAUGUAAUAUACCACAGUAAUAUAUAUUGCCAUACUACAGUGUAUUGCCAAAAAAGCCUUUGUUCCAAGUAUGUGAGCACACUGCUUUUCUUAUUACCAGUCUUUUUCCUUCCUUCCUUCCUUCCUUCCUUCCUUCCCGUUUGGGAGAAGUGCCAUUUGAUUUAAGUGGGCUCCUCUACAGCUGGCUUCUCUGCAGCUGGGGUGCUUCAUGAACUGCUGCAUGGUACACUUAAGACGCUUUCAUUAUCAUCUGCUCGCUUUUUGUUUGCCUGAAUUCUCUUUUCUCUGCCUUUUACUGGCAAAUUAGUUCUUCCUUCCAGGAGAGCUAUAUCACUUAACUGCUCCACUAUGAAACCCAAACAUUUUUCUCACUUUUAAUCUUUUGUUUCUAAUGUACGACAGAUGUGUUUUUCAGAGGAUUACUGUCAAGCACAUUCAUUUACUUUAAUCUUACUUCUGUAAUAUGGUUUGAGCUAUUUUCAUUUGAUUUGACAAAGCGUUUCCCAGGCUCUGUUAGUGAGGAAGACUCUAUGGCUUUGUCCUGUGUGUCAUGCUUACAUGCGCUCUUGUUUCCUUUAGUUUUGAGGUUGAUGUCCUUUCCUUUUUUAAAGGGAAUAGACUUUGGACAACAGUCAUUUGUUGGGUUCUUAUAAAAACUACUAAAAACUGAUCCUCAGCCAGCAUAUGAAAAAAGAAAAAAUUUAGUGUUAUGCUUUUUCUUAUCACCAAAUUACAUGGAAAGAUCAAAACUGACAAUGGUUUUGGAACAAAAUAUAAAGUGCAAAGGUUUGCACGCGCAGUAGUGACCUGAGGGUGGUAUUGAGGUUCCUCCCAACAGGUCCUUGAUACUAAGCUAAGAGUGAAACUAGUUAAUAUGUAGCUGCAGUUAUAAUCCACAAUAGUCUAAGGCAGUUAAGAUUUCAAUGGCUUGUUCAAUUAAAUAAUAUAAAACUGUAUUUAUACAGCGCCAAUUCACAACAAUAGUCGCCUCAAGGCGCAUCAUAUUGUAAGGUAAAGAUCUUCUAAUAAUACAGAGAAACCCAACAAUCAUAUGACCCCUUAUGAGCGAACACUUAGGUGACAGUGGGAAGGAAAAGAUCACUUUUAACAGGAAGCAACCUCUGGCAGAACCAGGCUCAGGGAGGGGCGGGGCCAUCUGACUGGUUGUGGGUGAGCCCACAUUUUGUCUGGUCAGCAGGGAGGACCUUUAUGUUACCCACAGUCACAGCUGCUACUUCAUUUUUGUACAGUGAGGAAAGCAGUGAGACAUUAUACCAGUCAUUAUAGACAGUCUGUUUGAUGCCAUCAAAGCUCUUAAACUUCCUACUGAAAACAGAAAUCGCAAAAACAAAAAAAAAGCUUUAAAAUAUAUAGUUUUCCUUUUAGAGCUAAUUUUGUUUUUAGCCACCUCCUGAAAGGUCAACUGUGUGACAUUUGCUUCUAUCCAAAGGCUAGUUGAUAUCUUUAAUUUUUUCUGAUGUAGGUGUGGUUCUCCUGUGUAACAUGAAGCUGAUCAUAAACACGCAAGAAGCUUUGUUUCACAAACUGCAGUAAAACUCUGGGAUAUGCAUUCUGAAUGCACAGUACUAAUACUUCUAAAAUGGACUAUUUGCUUAGUAGACAUCUCUUCAUUGAUUGAGAGAGAUCCAUUUCAAUAAGGCUAGUGCUAAGUUAAAAUAUCUAAAUGGAUUUUACUUCUAUCAAAUUAGGAAUAUUGUAUCAUUCAGACAAAUAGCGAAUUACCCGCGUAAACAUAAACAUACUUGGCGAUUUCACACAUGGACCAGAUGUUUCAGUUUCCACAGAAGUAAAUGAAUCUUAAUUAGGAAGUCUUUCAGUGAGUUUUAAUAAUGAGAGUGUAAAACAUCACCAAGGUUCAUUUAACUGUAAUGUCUUUAACUGGAUACAUUAUAGCCUGUAUAACCAAUACUGUGAAAUCAUGUUCAGUGUCAUUCAAGCCUGUUCUGUUUUCAGUUUGUUGUUGCCUGAACAGCAAAAGAAAAAAAGAGAACAACCUGCAUUUUAUUUUUCUGACUGAAGUGUUACAUCACACACUUUGGUCAUUUGUCUGGUAUUUACCGAGUGGCAUUAGAAAUGUUUGGAACCAGUUUAAACUCCAGAAAAGUUUUACUUUACAGGGGCUGAAAGAAUCAGUCGGUGUUCUUUGUGGGGGGAUUUAGGUGUGAUUCUACUACACAUACUGUGCUUUUUAAGAAAUGUUUUAUUUUUCUUCUCUAUGCAGUCUGCACGAGUGUGGAAAUGUGUUUUUUGACCUGAUUGACCUGAUAACAUGUUUUGUUUGAAGACACACACACACAAUAAAAGAAAGUAAAAAAGGUUGACCCAGUACUGACUGCAUACACACAAACACAGUAUUUAUAUAUGAAUAUGUUUAUGAUUCAUGCUAGCUUUGAAAAUAUUUUCAUUACUAUACAAAUUGACCACUUGUUACAAAUUUUGCAUUACUUUUUAAUAUAUUGUAAAUAAAUGAUGGUGAUUGUUUUGGAAUGGCUUCUAGAAUGGCUGACUUGAAGUGUUUUGCUGCUGUGGGAGUAUCUGAUGCACCUACUUUUGUAUCUUCAUGUGCUGUGAGAUAGCAGUAUGGAUGUUAUGGGUGGCUGCUUUUAAUAUUUAUUUCACUGUGUGUAAUUUAAGGGAAAAUCAGCCCGUUUCUUCUGCUGCUUCUUUUGGCUGCUCCCUUUAUGGUUCGCUACAGUGGAACAUCUGCCUCCAUCUUACUGUAUCCCUAGCAUCCUCCUGGCCAGUCCCAAUGAAAAUCUUAACAUCUCAACUUCUAGUUUGACCUAUAUUUUGGUAGUUCCGCUAUCUCCAUUUGUCUAUACAUCAUAGCAAGUCUCACCUACCAUCAUGUAAACCUUCCUUGUCACUCUUACUGCUAUCCUUCUGUUACAAAUCAACACAGAAACUUGUCAUACUCACUUCACCGUGCCUGCACUCUCUUCUUGACCUCUCUUUUGGACUCUGUUGCUUUGGAUGAUUGACCCCAGGUAUUUUAACUCAUCUAUUUUAUACCAUCUCUCUCUCAUUCACACAUGUAUUAUGCCUUGCCUCUAUGGAUUUUGGCCAGUCAGAGACUGACUGGCCAUUCAGAUGGGUGACAAAUAAAAGAAAAAAUCUGAAACUUUAA